Messenger RNA from Erythranthe guttata (spotted monkey flower), 2780 nucleotides. RefSeq names its product G-type lectin S-receptor-like serine/threonine-protein kinase At5g35370. The record is from RefSeq and is a predicted model, not a curated record. Gene Ontology annotation, molecular function: protein serine/threonine kinase activity; ATP binding. NCBI's taxonomy places the organism in Eukaryota, Viridiplantae, Streptophyta, Magnoliopsida, Lamiales, Phrymaceae. Gene Ontology annotation, biological process: protein phosphorylation.
CUCACUCCUCGCCGGUCAAGCCAAAUUGCAGAUAUGAAGUUGAAAUUUCAAACUUCAAUCCCCUUCCCCAUCAACAAUUACAUCCAAUUUUCCACAAAAAUCAGUUCCCAUUUUCCUCCGCCGCGUCGGAAUGGGAGCUUCAUCCGCCGCCGCCGCCGCCGCCGCCGCCAUCACCUUCUUCUUAUUCUGUGCAGUAGUAAUCGUUCCCAAUCCUACCAAUUGCAGCUCGAUUUUCACCUCUUCCAUAAACCCUAAUUUCACAGCUUCUUACCUCCAAUUCAUCGACUACUCCGGCGGGUUUUUGUCUUCUCCGAACAACUCCUUCCAGGCCCGAAUAUCCAGCACAAAUCCCCAUCCGAACUCCUGCUACUUCGUAAUAAUUCACGUGAUUUCCAACACCAUUGUUUGGUCCGCCAAUCGCAACACCCCGAUCUCAACAUCCGCCGAACUCCAUUUUUCGAGCGAUGGUCUCACUCUGUACAACGAUACAGGCCACCCUAUUUGGUCAACGCCGCCUCAGAAUCUUUCUUCCGUAUCUUCCAUGAAGCUCCUGGAUUCCGGAAAUUUAGUAUUGCUCGACACCACCAACAAUACCGUGUGGGAAAGUUUCGAUUCUCCGACGGACUUAAUCGUCGCAGGCCAGAAACUGCGCCUCGGGGAAUCGCUGGUGUCUUCUGUGAGCGAUGCAGACUUAUCCGAAGGUAGCUAUCGCUUGGUUGUCGGAGAUAGUGAUGCGAUGCUGCAAUGGGGCGGGAUCGAUUACUGGAAGAUGUCGAUGGGGUUAACGGCUUUCAAGAACAGCAAUGCUGCAGUUGAGUAUAUGGUGAUGAACUCCACCGGUGUGUAUUUGAUCGGAGAUGAUGAUAAUAAUAAUAAUAAUGGUGGUGUGAUUGUGAUUCAGAUGAUGUUCAGCGAAUUUAAUGAAUCUUCUUCGGGUUUUCGUAUGGUGAAGUUGGAUCCGAAAGGGGUUUUUCGUGUUGUAAAGAUCAACAAGAUCGAUGGAUUGGUUCAAGAAUUCGCGGGCCCUGCUGAUAGCUGUCGGAUUCCGUCUAUAUGUAAGAGAUUUGGUGUUUGUACCGAUGGUGGUUCUUGUCAAUGUCCACCUGGAUUUCACUUAGGUCUAAAUGUGAGUAAUGGCGAUUGUGUCCCUUCAAAUGGUUCUUUGUCUUUGCCGAUUCCAUGUAACGGCUCAUCAUCGAACGGUACCGUUAUAAAGUAUUUGAAUCUAAGGGAGGAUUUGGAUUAUUUCUCCAAUGAUUUCACGGAUCCUUUGAUCAGUAAUGUCAGUCUUUCUUUCUGUCAGGAUCUUUGUACUCGGAACUGUUCUUGCUCGGCCGUUUUCUACGGUCAGAGAUUUGGAUCGUGCUAUGUGAUCACGGACUAUUUGGGUUCGUUUCGGAUUAAGUCGUAUGAUGCAAAUCGUUUGGGAUAUGUUAAAGCUGUUGAGGUAGGGAAUAUUCAAAGUGGCGAUUCUUCGGAGAAAAAGAAAUCUGAUUUCCCGAUUCUUAUAGUCGUUUUGCUGCCAUCGUUAGGUGUUAUAGGCAUUGCUCUUGUUGCAACUCUAUUGUGGUGGUGGUGGUGCCGAAGGCGACAUACAAGAGAUGAAGAUAUGGAUUAUCUCGUCUCGGUACCUGGUUUGCCGGUUCGGUUUGAUUACAAAGAACUUGCAAUAGCAACCAAGAAUUUCAAAACUCAGAUUGGGUCGGGCGGAUUCGGAACUGUAUACAAAGGGACUCUGCUCGAUGGAACCGAUAUUGCAGUGAAAGAGAUCACUUGCUUGGGUCCACAAGGCAAAAGGGAGUUCCUAACCGAGAUUGCAGUCAUCGGCAAGAUUCACCACGUCAAUUUGGUCCGACUAAAGGGCUUUUGUGUGCACCGAGGGCAGAGAUUCUUGGUCUACGAGUACAUGAACCGAGGGUCGUUGGAUCGCUCUCUUUUCGACAGUGGUGGUGGAUCCGUUUUGGAAUGGAAGGAGAGAUGCGAGAUUGCGCUCGGGGCGGCGAGAGGGCUAGCGUACCUUCACAUCGGAUGCGACCACAAGAUUGUCCACUGCGACGUCAAGCCGGAGAACAUCCUCCUCCACGGCGGCAACACGGCGGUGAAGAUCUCCGAUUUCGGGCUGGCGAAGCUCCUUACCCCCGAGCAGUCGGGGUGGUUCACCACCAUGCGCGGCACUCGCGGUUAUCUCGCGCCGGAGUGGCUGACGAAGUCGGCUGUUUCGGAGAAAACGGACGUGUAUAGCUACGGAAUGAUGCUUCUUGAAAUCAUAAGCGGGAAGAAAAACUACUCGGUGCAAAUGGAGGGCCACGAUCGAUCGGGGGAUGGCGCGGACGAGGAGAAGCGUUGGAUCUACUUCCCACUGUUUGUGUUGGAGAUGCACGAGCAAGGGCGAUACUUGGAGGUGGUGGACCCGAGAUUGGGGGGUGGGGUAGGGGCGGAGGAGGUGGAGAAGAUGGUGAGGGUGGCGUUGUGCUGCGUGCAAGGGGAGCCGAGUUUGAGGCCUACGAUGUCGAAUGUUGUGGGGAUGCUGGAAGGAUGGUUGGCUUUGGGGGAACCGAGGAUCGAGUCUCUCGAUUUUUUGAGGUUUUAUGGCCCGGGAAAGGAGGGCGGUGAGGAGAAUGACAAGGGGGCCAUCUUGUGCAGACAACAACCUCGGACUAGUUCGUACGACUCUUCCUCUUGCAUGUCAUCAUCUACUCAACAAGUCUCUCUUGUCCAACACAAUAGUGUAUAAAAUAGAAUAGCAUACUCCCUUGUAUAAAGUCGAUAAUAGCAUUUUG